UGUGUGUGCGUUUGCGUGUGUGUGUGUGUGUGCGCGCGACUACAGUGAAUGAGAAGUAGCCUACUGCUGUGUCUGUAUGUGUGCAGUGAAUGGCCAGAGCUGUGUUGCUGUGCCUGUGUUGUACAGUUCGUACGGUAACUGAGGAACAUCAAGAGCAGUCUGUCCGGCCCCGCUGCCUGACAGCCACAGCGAAAUUCAACGAUUCACCCGAUGGCGUUUGAGAAACAAAGAGCAGUUUCUCUCGUAAGCGGUUUGACUGGCGGCAGCAAUUCCAAGCCGUGCAUUACUGAUCCGAAAAUGAAGUUUAGCUCCAGCUUUCGUCAUUCUCCAGCCACAUCCGAUGCAUUUCUUCUGUCGCUUCCCCAGAUCGGCCGAGCCGAUGCAGCACUUCCCUGUGAUGCGGCAUCAUUUUAUGGAUUCUGACAUGGAUUAUGAGAGGCCAAAUGUCGAGACUAUCAAGUGUGUGGUGGUUGGAGACAACGCUGUUGGAAAGACCCGGCUUAUCUGUGCCCGGGCCUGUAAUGCGACGCUAACACAGUACCAGCUACUUGCCACACAUGUGCCCACUGUCUGGGCAAUAGAUCAGUACAGAGUCUGCCAGGAGGUUCUAGAAAGGUCCAGAGAUGUGGUGGAUGAUGUCAGCGUGUCCUUGCGUCUCUGGGACACAUUUGGUGACCAUCACAAGGAUCGCAGAUUUGCGUAUGGCAGGUCUGAUGUGGUGGUGUUGUGUUUCUCCAUUGCAAACCCGAACUCACUCCACCAUGUGAGGACAAUGUGGUACCCUGAAAUCAAGCAUUUCUGUCCCAGAGCUCCUGUUAUCCUUGUGGGCUGCCAGCUGGACUUGCGGUACGCUGACCUGGAGGCAGUGAACAGAGCUCGACGCCCACUGGCCAGACCCAUUAAAUCCAAUGAGAUAUUGGCGCCAGAGAAAGGCCACGAGGUGGCUAAAGAUCUAGGUGUCCCUUAUUAUGAGACCAGCAUAGUUGCUCAGUUCGGUGUUAAGGACGUUUUCGACAAUGCUAUCCGUGCAGCCCUCAUUUCUCGUCGUCAUUUGCAGUUCUGGAAGUCGCAUUUACGAAAUGUUCAAAGGCCACUUCUCCAAGCCCCCUUCCUUCCCCCUAAGCCCCCUCCACCCAUUAUCACCGUUCCCGCCCCUCCCAGUAACAUAGAAGAGCACCCUAGCCGCCUGUUGGAGGACCCACUCUGCGCCGACGUCAUCUUAGUCCUCCAGGAACACCAGAGGAUCUUCGCUCACCGCAUCUACCUUGCCACAUCUUCCUCCAAGUUCUACGACCUCUUCUUGACUGAACCUCGGGUUCCUGAGGAGACCGGACAGGAGAGAGAACGACUCCGAGGGCCACCGCUUUCUGGCCGCGAUUUGCUAAUGCGCGCAGCUAGUUUUGACGUUUGUGAAACUAGCGACGAUGGAGAUAGAGCAAACUUGCGUGCCUGUACCAGUGAUGGAACUCUAAAGGGUGAUGGUCGCGGUCGUCUGCUCCCUGCCUUGAGUCGUGCUUUUAUUAGCAUCCAAGAAGAAAUGGUGGAUGACCCCAUCACCAUCAACCUUAGAAAAAUGACUGUUGUGCACAUGGACCCUUCAAUGCAGCCCGGUCCAUUUCGAUCUGUGUUGCGGUACCUGUAUACAGGUAAACUAGACGAGCGGGAGAAGGAGCUAAUGCAGGUUGCCCACAUUGCAGAGCUGCUGGAAGUGUUUGACCUGCGUAUGAUGGUGGCUAACAUCCUGAACGACGAGGCCUUCAUGAAUCAGGAGAUCACCAAGGCAUUUUACGUGAGACGCACCAAUCGAGUGAAAGAAUGUUUGACCAAAGGGACCUUCUCUGAUGUGGUGUUCAGAUUGGAUGAUGGCACCAUUAUGGCCCAUAAACCACUGCUCAUCUCAAGCUGUGAUUGGAUGGCAGCCAUGUUUGGUGGCCCAUUUGUGGAGAGCUGUACAAAAGAGGUGCCGUUUCCAAACACUACGCGGAGCUGCAUGCGUGCUGUGCUGGAGUAUCUCUAUACUGGCUGCUUCUGCUCUCGCUCAGAUCUGGAUGCCAUGGAACUCAUUGUGCUUGCAAACCGUCUUUGUCUGCCUCACCUGGUAGCGCUGACAGAGCUGUACACUGUGAAGGUACUGACCGAAGCUGCCAUGAUGGGAGCUGAUAUAGAUGGAGAUGUUCUGCUCUAUCUGGACAUGGCCCAGUUCCACUGUGCUCAUCAGCUGACGGACUGGUGCCUCCAUCACAUCUGCACCAACUACAACAGAGUCUGUCGCAAAUUCCCUCGGGACAUGAAGGCCAAAUCUACAGGAAACCUGGAGCACUUUGAGAAACAUCGCUGGCCUCCGGUGUGGUAUCUGAAGGAAGAAGAUCACUAUCAGCGGGCGCGCAAGGAGCGGGAGAAGGAAGAUUACCUGUACCAAAAGCGUCAGUGUAAACGCAAGUGGCUCUUCUGGAAUCUACCCUCUUCUCCUUCCUCCAAUUCUCCGUCUUCUCCUGGUUCCUCUGCAGUCAUCUGAUUGGCUCUCAGGAUGCACGGCCAACCAAACAACCCUAAAUGUGGGAUGUAAACACACCACAAGGAAUGAUAGCCUUUUUCAACUCUAUAAGAUUACCCGUUCACACUUUCUGUUAAGCAAAAUGCUCAAGCCCUGCUUUUAGCUGCUGAAGAACAAGCAAAAAUGAAACCGGAUGGAGAACAUAAUUAAAGGAAACACACGGCUUUGACUUAAAGCACAUUGUUGAGUCUUUCUACUUUACUGGUUGGAUAUUUCAUCAAAUCACAUCAGCUUUGACGCUCUCCUGUGACAUCACUUCCUGCGGUGGUAGACUGCUGCUCAAUUUGCUUUAUUAAGGGCAAUCUUCACUCAGCAUCGGUUCCCCAAACAUAACCAUAUCUUCAUCUGUAUAGAAAAAUCCAUGGCAGGACUGCACAUAUUCCUAACUAGAAAUGUUAAUAAGUGCUUUUCAGCUCUAGAGGAUGAGAACACAGGGACGUUUUAGAGCAACCAGCAAACAUGAAUUCCUCAUUGUUUUGGUAAUCUACAAUCAAACCAUUUUAACAGACCGACAUUCUCAACACUCAAAUGGUUUAACAUCCAAAGGUAUUAUUAAUGUGGCAUUUAAAGGGCCGCGUGUGGACGUGACUCCACAGAACUGGAUCAGUCCGUAGCCAUGUUGCAGGUUCAGUGUGAGUUAAGCUCCAUUGAUAACAUCGGACAUAAUGCUGAUUAACACAGUAAAUGAUAAUUGUUGGUACUUUCAGGUAUUUACAAUGGAAAUAGACAGAGCCAGGAAAUAAACAUUAAAAAUGCACACUGUAUGAAAAAAGUACAUGACUUAAAGUUGCAGUGAAGUAGCAACAGAUAUUUUCUUCUGUAUUGAGACACAUAUCUGAGUGAAAUGGAUUAUAAAAGUAGAGCAGGGACUUGGUUCUGGGCAUUGGCUAUUAAUUGGAUGGAGGCAAAUAUUCAUGAUGAUGUUGCAGCAGUAAAUCUUACAAUAUGAGAUACAAGAUAGAUAGAUAGAUAGAUAGAUAGAUAGAUAGAUAGAUAGAUAGAUAGAUAGAUAGAUAGAUAGAUAGAUAGAUAGACAGACAGAAUUUUUACAUACACUACAAUUCCAAACCAGAAGCUCAUCCAUCUAGAAAAGUUAAAUCAUCACAAGAAUAAUUAUCUAUGAAUUGCUCAUACAAGUUCUUCAAUAAUGAACUUUAGAUUUCUUCACAUUUGCACCACCCGCCCCAAAGAAAUUUAUUUUUUGAAUCAGCAAGGAUGCAUUCAAUUGAUCAAAAUUGACAGUAAAGUACAUUUAUAAUGUUCCUAAAGAUUUCUGUUUUAAAUAAACGCUGUUCAUUUGAACUUCCAUAAAAUAAAUGUAAAAAACAGUUUCCAAAAAAUAAUAAGCUGUACAAAAGUUAUUAACGCUUAUAUAGUUAUAAACUAAAAUGUUUCUCGAGCAGCAAGUCAGCAUAUAAGAAAAAUUUCUGAAGGAUCAUGUGACGUUGAAGACUGGAGUCAUGAUGCUGAAAAUACAACUUUGAAUCACAGGAAUAAAUUACAUUUUUACAAAUAUAUUUACAGAAUACAGUUAUUUAACAUUUUAAUAUUUCAGUUUUUUCUUUAUCAAAUAAAUGCAGCCUUGUUGGCAAAAAUACAACUAAACAAGCCCAAACAUCUGAACAGUCGUGUAUUUUCUGUGCUAUUCAGUAUUAUGCCUGUCAAUACAGCUUAACUUGUAUUGAACCCACUGUGUCUCUUUAUACAUGAUUAGAGCACUUUGCUCUUCAUCAGUGUGCAUGCUGAAUGUUACUUGUGCACAACAACAAAAAAAUAAGUACUUUGAGACUCUCUGUUUUUCCUGCACACGGUGUAUAUUUUUGGCUAUAUGUUCGACUGAAGCAGUCUAUCUUCUCUAUUUCUUCCUCUCAAUAACUGUAACCUCACAUGUAAUUAACUGACAAGUAUGGAGAUGAAAACAUUCAACAUUCAAAUGAUUGUAAGUUUACACAAAAUCAGCAUUUACUGACACAAUGUCACGAAUUUGUGCUACCAACAAGAAGUAGUCCAGGUUUACAUCAAGACUGAAAAAGCUGCAUUUUUGUCUCGAUAACACUAUUCUGGAAAACAGUAACAACCUGUGAUAUGAUAACUAGAUACUUCAAAACAGGAUCCCGGGUGAACAGUCACACCGCGCUCCUCUACAGGGAAUAUAAAGAGUGCCUGAACACUGCACACAUUCAAAGUGAGGGCACCAGCUGCUGUCUUUACCAAAGUAAGCUCACUUCUGCUUCAUAAGGAGGAUGACAUCGGUCUACCGCGCACAAUACAUGAUUUCAAACUGUCCCAGCUUUCAGAUGAGCUUCACGGGCAGGCCUGUGACAAUCCCAUGAUGCACCGCAGUUACAUUUAAGCAGUUGUAGAGUGUUUCCUACACCUGCUAUAUUUCAGUAUCCCAUUCUGAGGGACGCUUUAGGGUCAUAUUAAUAUCUAGUAGUAACUUAGGGAAAAGUAUUUAUAUGACUAUUCUAGUACUAUAAGGAAAUCAAUUGAAAAGAUAAUAAUGCAAGACAGUUUCACAAUUUACAUUGACAUAACUAUUUAAGGUGCAAUGCCUCGCCAUACAGGAGAGGAAAUCUCACAAGCAUGGUCCAUAUAGACUUAAACCCUUUCCGAUUUGAAUGUUUCUUAUCUAGCACAUGCGAUAGCCAGAAGCGAAUAGCACCUUAUAUAUAGAAUGGCUUGUUAUAAGGCAAUACAGUAGUUUUUAUAGAACCAGAUUGACCUCUACAGUACAAAAAAGGGAUAAUAAAUCACACUAUGAAGAGUGAAAAGCAAUCCGCUAUGUAUUUUCUGCCUGUUGUAAACUAAUUAAUAUUUUUCUGCUUCAAUAAAUCGGAUUAAGAGCUGA
This is a messenger RNA of Carassius gibelio (silver crucian carp), 5405 nucleotides long. RefSeq names its product rho-related BTB domain-containing protein 2. Gene Ontology annotation, molecular function: protein binding; GTP binding; GTPase activity. Gene Ontology annotation, biological process: small GTPase-mediated signal transduction. The record is from RefSeq and is a predicted model, not a curated record. Bases 341 to 2515 code for a protein of 724 amino acids. NCBI's taxonomy places the organism in Eukaryota, Metazoa, Chordata, Actinopteri, Cypriniformes, Cyprinidae. The transcript has 10 exons.